AUGAUAGGACAUGCUUUGCUGAGGUGGAAGGCUGCAGGUCCUGUCCUCUUACUGAUCUUCGUGUUCUCUGUCCUCCUCCUACUUCGCGAUGUUGGUCCACUCCCCUCGAUCGCAGUCGACUUCGACAGUGGACCGCAAGACCAGCCCGAGCCCGUUGCAACAACUGGCUCAGGCCCAACACCUUCUCCAACCUCGCCUCCCGAUCCAGACCGUAACAAAUACUUCCACGAGCCUGGUAUGAGCGAUCUCACACGACACUACGACUCCCGCUAUUUUAAAGAGGUCGUAACAGAGGAGGAACGUCAAGAAACCUUGACGCAUCUCAUUCAAUCGUACUUUGAUACUUUUCAGAAACUUGGUGUUGAGACAUGGAUUGCGCAUGGAACACUGCUGGGCUGGUAUUGGAAUGGCAAGAUAUUGCCGUGGGAUUGGGAUUUAGACACGCAGGUUUCAGACCACGGCUUGAGAACGCUGGCGGAAACUCACAAUGGCACUACGCACCGUUACCCUCCGAGCAAUGGACGCCCCGAACGACGCUACCUGCUCGAUGUUAACUCAUGGUCGUGGCAGCGGGAACAUGGGGAUGGUGCCAAUAUCAUCGAUGCACGCUACAUCAGCAUGGACACUGGGCUUUUCGUUGACAUAACAGGCCUGACGGAGCUCGAACCAGAUACCAAGCCAGGGAUAGUUAUGUGCAAGAACAAUCAUGAAUACAAGAUGGAAGACAUUUGGCCGCUCCGAGUGAGUGUUUUUGAAGAUGUUCGGGUCAAGAUUCCGAGGCACUACGAGGCCAUCCUGGCGGACGAGUACUCUCAGGAGGCGCUGGUACGGACUGAGUUCAACGGGCAUGUCUUUGACCCAAAGGUCAAAGAAUGGGUCAGGGUUGACGAUAAUAGCACAGUACAUGACUGA
Exophiala spinifera is the source of this 912-nucleotide messenger RNA. RefSeq lists its product as uncharacterized. The coding region runs from base 1 to 912 and encodes 303 amino acids. The transcript is spliced from 3 exons. The record is from RefSeq and is a predicted model, not a curated record. Lineage: Eukaryota; Fungi; Ascomycota; Eurotiomycetes; Chaetothyriales; Herpotrichiellaceae.